AGAGCCUAGGCCCUUCCUCGCUUUUCCAAGUCUUUUGCCAACCAGUUUGUUAGACUUUCCCCUAUUCUGAAUCAGGUGGGAGCACAGCAUGGCCGUGGGAACGAGUGCUCUCAGCAAGGAGCCGUGGUGGACCCUGCCCGAAAACUUUCAUUCUCCAAUGGUGUUCCACAUGGAAGAGGACCAGGAGGAGCUCAUCUUCGGACUUGAUGACACGUACCUUCGCUGCAUUGAGCUGCACAGCCACACCCUUAUUCAGCUGGAGAGGUGUUUCACAGCUACAGGCCAGACACGUGUGACUGUAGUCGGACCACCAAUGGCAAAGCAGUGGCUGCUGCUCAUGUUCCAUUGCGUGGGGAGCCAGGACUCCAAGUGUCACGCUCGAGGUCUGAAGAUGCUAGAGCGUGUCCGAAGCCAGCCCCUGACCAAUGAUGACCUGGUCACCUCCGUUAGCCUGCCACCGUACACCGGAGACUGAUCUCCCCUGGGAAGAGGGGAUGAGAGGAGAAGUCUUGGCUUCGCUUUUGGUGAGAAAGACAUGAAAAACACUGAAGAAAGUUUGAAUUUGUGGCCAGACCUGCCCCUCUCAGGCCUUCUAGGCAUGUGUCUGAGGGAAGUCUCCUGAGUGUUAGAAGUGUUAUUGGCAAAGCAAUCCAAUAAAAUAAGCUACCUAUGAUGCAAA
This is a messenger RNA of Homo sapiens (human), 679 nucleotides long. It is a transcript of the gene KHDC1L, whose product is annotated as KH domain containing 1 like. Lineage: Eukaryota; Metazoa; Chordata; Mammalia; Primates; Hominidae. The record is from RefSeq and is marked validated. Bases 89 to 475 code for a protein of 128 amino acids. Gene Ontology annotation, molecular function: RNA binding. The transcript has 3 exons.